This is a messenger RNA of Dalotia coriaria, 2176 nucleotides long. RefSeq names its product odd-skipped family member drumstick (gene drm). Lineage: Eukaryota; Metazoa; Arthropoda; Insecta; Coleoptera; Staphylinidae. Bases 760 to 1005 code for a protein of 81 amino acids. Gene Ontology annotation, molecular function: RNA polymerase II transcription regulatory region sequence-specific DNA binding; DNA-binding transcription factor activity, RNA polymerase II-specific. The record is from RefSeq and is a predicted model, not a curated record. Gene Ontology annotation, biological process: regulation of transcription by RNA polymerase II; embryo development. The transcript has 4 exons. Gene Ontology annotation, cellular component: nucleus.
CCAUCGCCGGAUCGGCAACAGAAGCAUUCUAACAGCAGCCGAAGCGAAGAGCGGAGAACGCAGCGCGGCUUCCCAUCGGCACACCGAGCGUCGAGCAUCGAGCAGAGAUCGCAAGCGCAGCUUCCAUCGCCGUCAGCCGAGGCUUCCACGGGCCGAGCACCGUUCGCGCAGCGCACACCGUUUUUCGGGCCGAAACAGUUGCGACCUGCACACGACCACACGACGCCGUCGUUAGCGCACUCGCCGAACGACCACCGCACUACGAACUACCUGCCUGCGCUCCCCGGUGACGACGAGCCGCAGAGAGCCAUCGAGCGAAGACAGAAAGUCAAAGUUCACGCGAUUGCUGCGAAGCGGCGAAAGUUGCCCAGCGCCGAAAUCCGAAAAGCCAGUGUGAAAAGUGCGACUGCUCAGUGCGACGACUUUCAAACUUUCCAGCAGGGACCCGGACUCAUUCGUCUGCCGGCGCGUCUAGGAUUCCGGAUAUAUCUACCGCAACAUAAUUGCGAAAACGUCGGAGCUGCCACACACGCCGCAGCACCGAUCACACAGCAUCACCGCGUCGGCAGCAUUCCGCAGCGCAGUCGUCCGACAACAACUCACCAGGAUACACACACGAAUUAUUCAUACAACCAACGCGCACCAACGGCGGUGUGAUUUGCGGUCCGCCGGCGUGAGAUCCUAGUGUGCGGUGAGACGCGCGCAACCCGUUCGCACGUGAUAAGCAGCCAGAGCGCAGCGCGGUAGCCGGGCGCCAAGAUGUUCGCCAUAAUGCAGAUCGACAACGACGUCAGCGGGCGCGAGUUCCGUCGCAAGAUGCGCGCCAAGUGCGAGUUCAUCUGCAAGUACUGCCAGCGCCGCUUCACCAAGAGCUACAACCUGAUGAUCCACGAGCGCACGCACAAGAGUCCCGAGCUGACGUUCUCCUGCGAGGUGUGCGGCAAGAGCUUCAAGCGCCAGGACAACUUGAAACAGCACAGAUGUAGUCAAUGCAUUUGGCGGUGAAUGCGAAACGGGGGCCUCUCUGUCUCUAUGUGCGGUCGCUCGGGUGGAGGGGGUGUUGCGCAACACGCACAGACACAAACAAGCCGCCACGGCCAGCAACUCACACGCACACAAUCUACGCCUACACACACACACACUCAACAACUCAACAUACACACAAUUACUACUACUACGACACUACCACACUACCACAAUAUGCUACACACACACACCUGGGCGCGUUCCGUUCUUCCUACUUUUCACAUGCACACAUGCACAGCGACAAUUCACUAUCCAGCCACGUCGACGAACACCAGCUCGACGACGAACUCAACCACAACCUAUGGUUUCUCGCGCUACUAAAAUGGCGGCCAGCGACCAGCGCCCUCGGACGAAACAAUUCCUAAAUGCACAGCAGUAUUCGCAACCACUACCACACUCGCUCUAAAUAUUACUACUACUCUACUGGAAGGAUUACAUUAUAUUUAUUAUGCAUUUUUAUCUCUCGCAGCGAUGGAAUUCUUGUACAUACCGCCACAUUGUGUUUGUGUGCAAUAUUUUUUAAUCACACGAAUUUUACUACACUACACACACACACACGCAUACGCAUACAACACGCUACUUAGCUUCUAACAUUUAAGGCGACGUACUUGCAUUAAUUUUUAUUUAUUGUACAUACAUGCGUUUAUCGUCUCUAUACGCUUAUUAACGAACGCGCGCCCGCCGCCUCCGGGACUGCAUAGUCGUUUUGGGCAGCAGCAAGACAUAUGCCAGUUGCCGCACAGCGCACCCAGCCAUCCCGACAAGAGUUGGUUAAUCACUUUAAUCGCGUGAUUGAUUAAUUGCUCACAUUGCGCAUUGGGGGCGGCGCCGCGCGGUCUAACGAAGAGCAUUAACAGCCUAAUUUAUUGUCGAUUUGAUUUUUAUUAACACAGCAUAGAUUUCUAGCCAGCGUAGUAGCAUAGAUGUUAUUUUUAGAGGAUAUUUUAUUUAUUAAGCGUUAAAAAAUAAUUAAGCCAACGGAUACGCGCGCGCGCGCGCGCGCACAGCGCCGACAUAACGAUGCAAUAACGCCCGUGUGUAUAAAUAAUGUUUAAUAUUAUAUAUUGCAUAAAUUAUGUAUGUUUACGAAUGCGAACCGGCGUGCUCGAAGCUGCCGACUGUAAUAAAUAAUGUGCUUUAAUUUAUAUAA